CGCGCGCAGUUGCGAUGCGUUUAGCGUCGAGGUGCGCACACUCCGGAAAUGUGCUCCAGAAACGGUGCGGCAUUCACGACGUCGUGUGUAACAGCACGCGUGAUAUAUACGUUUAAUUUACGCACGGCGAGACAGUGCCAUAGAAACGGAUAAAGUCUGAGCUCCGAUGCGACGAUGUCCACGCCUUCGUGGAGAUGACCGGGCCCGUUCACCGGCUUGUCGCGUCCAGUGUCGAAAGAUGUGACUGCUCGGACGAUCAGGCGUCAUCGAGGCGACGCUGGCAUCCUUCCUUCCUUUCUUCCUACGACAGUCGGAGCUAGUCGGAACUCGGAGCGCGCGAAGAGGCGACCGGUGAAAUUAAAAGCGCGUGAGCGCCGGAGCUGGCGCGAGCCACGAGCGACGAUGGCGGUCACGGCGAGCUCCUUCGACGCCUGGCUCAGCAAGAAGCUGCAGGCGCUCAACACGGACGAGGGUGUCUUUGGCACGUACAUCAAAGGCAUCCUCGAAGGUGAUGAAACCGAGGACGAGAAGACCGAGGCGCUCGAGAGCAUACUCGCGGGCAUAACGGAGGAUAAUAUCAGCAAACAUGUAGCAGAAAUCUUAAGCGCGUGGGCAGAGUGGUUGCCAACUGAGGAAGUUGCCACAGCACUUGCACCGACGGAAGACGUUGAUGUCAGACUGGCAAAAAUGCUGGAGUCGCAGAGUCUACCCACAACGACCCAGAGGAGCUAUACAGAGGAAGAGAGACGAAUACGGGAGGCUAUACUAGCACAAUACAGUCAAAUGUCUGAUGAAGACAAUAGCGAAGGAGAUGGAGAAGAGGAUGGAGCAAGUGGUGGGGACUGUGGAAUUGAAAAGAAUUUGAAUGCAGCUACCAUCAUACAGCAGGAAAGAGAAAAAAGAGAAAAAGCCAAGCUGGAGAGUCAGAAGAAGAAGGAAAAGGACAAAGAAGACAGAGAGAAGCAAAAGCAAUUAAAAGAAGAGAAAAAGGAGAAGAGAAAAACUCAAAAAGGAGAAAGGCGAAGGUAGCAUCAAAACAAAAGCGUUGGGAGACUUACUUUGAGAUUACAUAUAUGCUGUGGUAUUCAUGUAUGUCUAUCUAUAUUGUCGUGCAUGCAACGAUCUCCGACAGUUAUUUAAACCAGUGUCAUCUUAUAUUUUCAUUAGAAGAAUAUGUGUGUAGCAUCCAUCUGUCGUUAGAAGACGAAUUCAGAUUCAGUACGAAUGCAUAUAUCAAAAAGCAGUACAUGUAAUGUUAAAUCAUCCUGUGCCUUCUGUCUGUCUAAAACAUUAUCCUUUUUUUUCUUUAAAAAAAAAAAGGUUCGUUACUUAUUCAAUCUUUUUUGUUCUUUACUCACGUUUAGCGUUUUAACUUUGUAGUCUGUGUUGUAUUCAGAACUCUCAUCAUUCUCUCACUAAUUAAAAUUAGCAGCGAAAUAUUCGUCGUUUAUCAAUAAAUAAUGGUUCUGAAUAUCGACACAUCUUUUACUCAUCGAUAUGCUCUCAUAUUGCGUUUUAUCUUAUACAUAUGGUGUAUUUAAUACGAGUAUGUUAAAAAUAAACUAUUUAAAUCGCAGACAUUUGGUAUUUAAUACCAUCGAAUAUGGAGGAGAAAAGGAAUUCAUGUAAGGAGGAUACGCGCGCGCGCGCGUCAAGAAUACGUACUUUCUCGUUGCAUUUGUAUACAUAUUUUUUUAUUAGUUAUAUAUUUACACACAAGAUACCGAGUCGAGACCGAGUGAUCUUGGUAUUGCAUUAUUAAUGAAAGACAAACGCAGUAAGAUAAAAACAAACGAACAAAUG
Trachymyrmex cornetzi is the source of this 1803-nucleotide messenger RNA. RefSeq names its product coiled-coil domain-containing protein 43. Lineage: Eukaryota; Metazoa; Arthropoda; Insecta; Hymenoptera; Formicidae. The coding region runs from base 403 to 1029 and encodes 208 amino acids. The record is from RefSeq and is a predicted model, not a curated record. The transcript has 3 exons.